Molecule: messenger RNA, 3093 nt
Organism: Tilletiopsis washingtonensis
Lineage: Eukaryota; Fungi; Basidiomycota; Exobasidiomycetes; Entylomatales
Exons: 1
Coding region: 1-3093 (1030 amino acids)
Source: RefSeq, a predicted model, not a curated record
AUGUCCGCCGCCGUGGCGCCUGCGCCGCGCGGCAUGCAGCGCCGCUCGCUUGUCCUCGCCGCAGCAGCGCCGCUCUCGCCCGCCAGCAGCAGCGCUCUGCCGGCCGCAGCGGCGCACUCGCCCGCAGCGUUCGCUCGGCGGCGCCUCAGCCUCGGCGAGAGCGCGCUCAUGGCCGCAGCGCCGCGCAUCAGCUCCGACAGCCUGGCCACGGGCAGCAGCAGCUCGAGCGGCAGCAGCGCCCAGACGAUCAUGCCGCACUCUGCCGUCGCUGCCACGCCGCGCGGACGGCAGGCCAGCCUGGCACGCUCGCCUCGCUCAGACGUGACCACGUUCGCAGCCGCCAGCUCGUCAGGGCCGCAGCAGCAGCGCCACGCUCGGCGCAGCUCGUCGAUCGGCAUUGCCAGCGACGCGCCCUCGUGGCUGCCACGCGGCGGUGCGGUGGACACGACGGGCAGACCGGCCGCCGCAAAGGCAGAUGCUUCACGGCGCUACUCGAGCUCCAACCGCACGCGGCCACAGUCGUCGACGUGGGACUACGUCGAGCGGCCAAAGGCGGCUGCGCAGCUGCAGUCGGCAGCUGUGCUGCAGACGGCGGCCGUGCUGCACAGCGGCCGCGCCUCUCAGGCGCGGCGUCCGGGCACCGCAGAUGGUGUGCGCCGUGUGGGCAGCUCGUCCAGCCUGCUGCCGCUGCAACUGGCCUCUCCGGCGCGGUCCGGGCCGUUCAACACCAACCACGCCAGCCCGCCGUGGACCACGUCCACGCCGCCGGCGAGCAAGCAGACGUCGCCCUCGCGCCGCUUCUCCACGUCGUACUUCAACAGCCAGGCCGAGAUGCAGCGGCGCAGCAAGGAGUCGGACACGUCUCGCUCUGACAUCACGUCGUCGUUCGAGGACUCGCAGUACUCAUCCGGCGAUCUCUCGACAUGCAGCGACGACCGCUCCUCGGCCACGUCGGCUUCCAUUUCGGCGCCCAGCUCUCCAGCGGAUGAUCUCGAUGUCUCGACGACGAAGUCUACUCGCAAGGAGCGGGCACCGCUGGCGCCCUUCACCGCACGCACGUGGAUGCGUGAGCGCGAUGACGACGAUGGCGAGACGUUUGCACCGCAUCGCGAGGCACGGCAGUCGUACCUGAUCUCGCCGUCCUUUGGCCAGCGCAUCCGCAACGACACGCUCGCGUCCUUCUACGGCGGCGACCGGCGCGGUGCCUCGCCAUUCACCGCACCGCGCGACGUGCGAGUGCCGAUGACCGUCGAAGGAGCACGCAUCAUUGCCCGGCGCGCGUCCGCCAACUCCAUGCGUGACGCUUACGACGCUGCGUCCACGUCCAGCCGGAGUAUCGCCUCGCGCACGCACGGCUCCGUGACGCCGCAAAGCGCCGCCGCGGCCUCGGCCUUCCAGCCGGCCUGGCAGUUCCAGCCGCCGACGAGCAAGCGCGGCAGCGUCGGUUCGAUCGACUCGAUGCGCGAGACGGCACCAGUUGGCAGCCCGAGCGCUCUGUUCCCCGAAGUGCCUUUCCGCCCCUUUCCCGUCAGCGGCAGCCGGCGAGCCAGCGGCAGCUCGCGGCGACGCAGCCAAGGCACCGACACGACGGCCGAGGACCUGCAGGCGGCCUCGAAGCGCCUGCAUCGCGGCAGCAUGCCGCAGGGCUUCCGGCCGCUGAGCAUGGCGGGCGACUUGCCUCCGCGCUCCGGCAGCUCGAUGAGUCGCCGUGGCAGCAUGUCGCUCGAGGACGCCCUGGCCAAGGCUCGCGCCGUGCGGCAAAUGUCGGGCGACGAUGGUCAGCUCGAGGUCACGCCGGCAUCGACCGACGCAGACCUUCUGCGCGCCCUCGCCGAUGCUCCGUCUCCACCGCCGCGCCCUGCCUUCUCGCCUGUCUCGCGCAGCGCUACGCCGCUGGCGCGCGAGAGUGUGCAGAAGCGCCGCUCAUCGCAGCCUCCGCGCCCGGCGAGCCCGGCGAUGGAUCCUCCUGCUUCCGGCACUGCCUUCUCCGCCACCAUCGUCACCGCCAAGGCUUGCACCCUGAACUUUGCACGUCCAUUCCGCGCCUUCGAGGAGGCCAGCACAGAUGGCUCGACGAGGCGUUUUAGCAUUCGUUCGUCGACCAGCCCGCCAGCCACACCCACGACGCCCGACUUUGUCGUCACGCGUCCCAAGCUGCAGCUGGCUGCCAGCUCGCCUGCUGUGGUGCUCAGCAGCUCGCCCAGCGCUAUCUCGCCGCGCAUGGCGCCGCUGCGCAUGCUGUCGGAGCCGAUGCUGUCUUCGCCGCCGCCGUCACGCAGCGUCUCGCCGCUGGACACGUCGCGCCCGCUUCCAAGUGUUACCGCACGUGGUCCAGGCAUCACCGCAAGCGCCACGCAGCCCGUCGUGCUGGCUCCCAGCCCGCUGUCGCCCAUCCCAUUGUGCUCGACCUUCUCGCGCGACUCUACACGCGUGGAGAUCAACGGCUCGCAGCCGAUCUCGCCGGAGAAGGUCAGCCGCAUCCGCAAAGCGCUGCGCCGCUUCUUCGGCGGCUCCGCCAAGGCACCCGUCCGAGAUGCUCCUGGCGCGGCAGAGACUCGCCGGGAGCCGCAGCUGCAGCAGAGCGAGUCGGGCAUCGGCUGCAUCGUUCUCGCUGCUGCCGACGACGCAGCGGCAGAAGAGUACCGCGACUGGCUCAACAAGGACGUCCGCGCACGCACCGGCAACAAGAAGCCCGUCAACCUCGCGCACGUCUGGAAGGCCGAGAUGGCGCGCGGUGGCGCUGCGCCGCCCUCGGCGCUCGGCCUGGCUGAGCAGCCGGCCUCUGCGCCGCCAAUGUGGCCUGCCGCCGAGCCGGUCGCCGCCACGACGUCGAAGCGCGCCUCGAAGCGCUCCAGCACGGGCUCGUUCAUGCGUCUGCGCGCCAUGUCGCUCGCGACGCCCAGCACCAAGUCUCGUCGCGACGCAGCUCCGGCUCCGCCCAUGCCGACCUCGACGCAGCAGCAGCAGCAGAAGGAGCCGAAGCUGCCCAAGUCGAGCUCGUCGGCGUCGCUGGCCGACAUGGCGCGCCGCCACUCCAAGCUGCGCCGCAGCAGCCUGCAGUCGCUCUCGUCGUACCUGCGUCAGCGCACGUAA